AUGUUGGGGAUCUUACUGUUAGCCUUUUUGCUGUUUCUUCUUCUCUACCUCGAAAUUAUUUACUCUCUCCCGUUGUUCCUGUUGAUCUUCAUCGCAAGAAUUUACUUUUCUGAUUGCGAUACAGUGCUUCAUUUCUACGCGACGUUUGCGAAGAAACCGGAACCUCGACUCCGAGGAAAGGUUGUUUGGAUAACCGGAGCAUCUAGUGGGAUUGGAGAGCAUUUAGCUUACAGGCUAGCUCAGUGUGGAUGUAAAUUGGUGCUAUCAGCCAGAAGAAGAGAUGAAUUGGAAAGGGUAAAAAAUCAGUGUUUAGGUUCGUAUGAAAUGAAACACUCAGUCGUUCCGAGUUAGUAUCAAUAUACAUGUAGACAUCAUAUAUACCCCUUCGUCCCUCUGUCUUAGCCCUUUUGGAUCAGUCUAUCCUACGAAUACAGCCCUCUCUCAUCCCCCCGCCCCCACCCCAAUCGCCGUGCGUUUUGGUCCCAAAAAUUUCAUACUGGUGAUGUAUUAAAUCUGUACAGAAUCUGGCCAGGAGCUAUGAUUGGUUGACAUACAAAAGGUCACAAAGAUCAAAUAUAUAAGGUAGCUGAAUCUUCCAAGGAACACUCAUUCCUUUGAAAAAUAUUCACUUCCCAAGGAGUAGUUUUAUUUCUGCUGGCACCAACUGUGCAGCUGCACAGAAUGCAGAAGCUCAUACGAACAAUAAUCAAUAAGGAGAAACAGACAUUCAAACAAACUUAUGUCUGGAACCCCAUGACUACUAGAUCAAUUAAGUAAACACAAAUUUACAUCAUGAGAACAAAAUUGUUUUGAACCAAACUGCAGAUGUCUCUAGCAAAAUGUAUGAGUGGUGGGGAGCAUUGAGAGGUUGUGGCUGUGAUCAGCUAUACACAUCUCCUUUGCAUCCACAGUAAGGAUCAAUGACCACACCACAUGGUUUCUUUUAGGUGAUAAAUGAAAAAACAAACAAACAAACAAAAAAAACCUUUGUCUACAACUACUUGUGUUGGCAGCAUUUGGUCAUAGAAAGUGAAACUUAGACUUUUAGCAGUGUAUGUGGUAAAUAAUGGGUGGCUAUAAUAACUUUUUUCCCAUUGGUUUCAUUAAAGUAAAUGUCAAUACCUCAGGGCUUGGCUUUAAAGCCGACGUUGUGAAAAAAGAAGAAGAACUAUCAUUUUCAGUAGAUGCUGAAGAAAAAUAACGUCUGCAUGCAAAUUUCAUUUUUGUGAGAGGCUUAAAAGUGUUCGAAACGAAGUAAAACUUUCUUUACACUCACCGAUGCUUAGCUUAAAAAAAAAAAAAGAGUGAGUCAUUAAUGAAGCACUAUGUCAAAGUUACGUGUGCCUUUAAGUGAGCCCGUAAGUUACCACGUAAAACAGAAACUUAUGAGAGUGCUAAGUGCUUUCCUUGCAACACCCGUAAGUGUACCCAUAACGGAUUCGUAAGUGACCUACUUAAGUGGAAACUUAAGUGUAGGUUUUAUGCAACCGGGGUCCCCGGUCCCUGAUGUAACUAAACUGCUAUCAGUCUCUUAAUUUCCCCAGAUUUUGUAAGGAGAGUGCAAGUGAGGGCGAGUGUUGAGCUGCAUGAUGGGAGAAAUGUGGGAGCAGCCCAGAAGAAUAAAUGCACUUCUCCCAUCUCAUGCCUUUAGGCACACCCAUGGUCAUUUUUUGUGUCUCCCUCCGACAGACUAAGAAAAAUGAGUCAUUGCUGGUAGUCGACUAUUAUGUGACAAAUAGUGAAUGCCAAAACCUUUCAUUUCAUUUAAUGUGGAGGAGGCCAUGCCUGACCUGCCAGUUUUUGUACUAAUGUUUUUACACUGUUCUUAAUUUUAACCAGUGUCACAGUUUCAGCUUAUCUUGGUGCCAUUUGCCAUCAUUUUAUUUCUCUAGGCCGCCAGUCCCUUAUCAGAAAUUAUCUUAACGGCACCUAUCAUAUAAUUAUUAUCAUGAUUGUGGUUUUGCAGGUUGCAAUGCUUACAACUGUCAGUCAAUAGGCUCAUUUUUAAAAUCCUUCUUCUCUUUGUUGAGGAUGGGUUUAUGGGUUUGACCAUGCUCUUGGUGGUGUUGAUGAUUUUUAUGGUUGCUAUUAUUAUUAAAUCAUUAUUACAUUUUCUUGUAGAUGUAGCAAGUAAAAUAUUUCCAUUAACUUUUGAAGAAGAUUUUCUUGUUCUGCCACUCGAUGUUACUGACUUUCCAACCCAUGAAGGCUGUCCGGAAACAGUCAUCAAACAUUUUGGCAAGGUACCUGAGAUUCAUGUUUUAUACUUGUCUCCAGGAAUCAGAUUUAUUUUAGAUUGUUCAUCCUUGUCAGUGAAUUAUAAUUGUUGCCACUUUCCUCAACUCUUACUUCCGGGUGAUUUGAGACCCUUGGCAAAUCCUAAAGGACACUGCUUUGAGACAUUUGUUUUUACUCGUAACAACUUCUGUGUGUAGAUUUUUUUCAAAAUGUAAAAGUGCCUGUGAUUACAUGGUGGGUAAUUCAUUGUUAAAAGGCAGUUAGUUGUAACCAAAACAAAUUCUCUAGUGUGAUCAGUGUACAUGUACUUAGGUAGCCCGUCUACAGGCUAGUAUUUAGAGGGGGGGGGGGGGGGAAAAAACCCCGGGCCCUUCCCCGUGGAUUCCCCCAAAAGCCUUUUCAGGGCGUGGUGUGAUUUUUUCGACUUAAAGGUGGUUGUUAAAAGGGGGUAGUUGAACUCUGUGUCUUAAAUUUUGCUUGUAAAAUACUAUUUUUUUUUUAAAUACAACUUUCUUCUGUCCCUGUUUUAUUUUUUAAAAAAAAAGAAAUUGUGUUGUUGAAAUGGGGGUGAUUUAUUAUUUGAAAAUAGGAUGGUUUUUACAAAAAAAAAUUUGUUGUGUGGGGGGAGGGUAUGUGUUGUGGGUGGGCCCCCCCAACAGGGUUUAUUUUGGGGGGGGGGGGGGGGGGGAGCAAAACCCAGGGCCCUUCCCGUCGAUAUCCCACUAAAGCUAUUUACGGUACUGACUGAAUUUUUCGACUUCAAAGUGGCUGUCAUAAAGUGGUAGUUGAACUUCGUGUCGUACAAUUUUGCUCUGAAAUCAUACUUCUAAUUUCAAAUCAAACUCGUGCUGUGCACUUGUUCAGUUUUAAAAUCACGUGUAAGAUUUUAGGCCAAAUUGCACCCCACUCAGUUCAACUACCUUUAUUAAUCAAAUGUUGUCAUCACCCUCAGAUUGAUUUUCUAGUAAACAACGCAGGCCUUGCUCAAAUGGGAUCAUCUGUGGCCAGUAGUUUGGAUGUCGAUCAGGCCGUGAUGAAGGUUAACGUACUGGGUGCAAUCUCGUUAACAAAAGCUGUUCUUCCUCACAUGGUGCACAACAAAUCUGGCCAAAUUGUUGUCGUGAGUAGUGCCUCAGGGAAAUGUGGUGAGUUUAUUACCCUUUAAGCCUCAGUAUCCACAUACAAAUUCUCCCAACUGAUCUCUAUGCAUUUCCUUACUGAAUUAGUUGAGAGACUGAAUUUGAAAAACGAGAGCAUUUCCCUUUUGGUGAUCUUUAUAUCAAUUCUCGUAAUCUUUUCUAUUGAUUCAAUAUUGGUAAUGUUGGGAGAAAACUGAUGUUUGUCACUCUUGGCACUUAUAGGAUUAAAAAGCAAACACUAAUUCUUACUCAUUUAACCCUUUCACUGCCAGAGUGAAAAAAGGAGUUUUGUAAGGUGGCUCCAACUUUUGAGUCUGGGAACAAACUUAAUCCUAUGGAGUGACCAUUCAAAUAAAACCUCUCUGCCUGCGAUUUUACAUGGUACUAUUUGUUUUUCAAAAUUUUACGAAAUGAAAUUGGAAUUUUUUUUUGAAUUUUGCCCUUGGCCACAUUUGGCAGUGAAAGGGUUGAGUAUGCCUAGUGGAGAUCAAGUCCUCAAGAGUAAGCAACGUCAAUAACAACAUCAGUAGAGCAUUAAGAGAAAAAGGUUGUGAGAAAUAAUUAAAUGACGCGGAUCUUUUAUAAAAUUCUCUCAACUAAAAAAACUGAUCUAACGGUGUGACGGUUGUAGAAACAAGUUGAUGGAAGUAAUUGGGAGUGCUUGGGGAAGGGUGCCCGUGUCCCCUCCUUCAGUUAGUAGGGACCUUACGAAAUUACGACGACGACGGCAACAUCAAAAAACAAAAGGUUUAGUUAGUAGUUAUAUAAUGAUGCCAUGGUACUCACUCACUUGGUACUUUUCCCCUAUCAUUAUUCAAUUAUUUCCGUCAUCCCACCCAAAAUUUCAAUGACGGAAUUUAGACUAACAAAUUUUUGUACUUUUUUAAAUUAAUUUCUGAGUUUAUCUUCUAUCAUUGUUCAAUUAAUUUGUGUCUUACGUCUUGUACUUUUUUCUGGUUAUUUUCUAUCAUUGCAUUUUUUUACUGAUCAUUUAUGUCAUUACUCGAUUAAGCACUGUUAUCAACUAUUUUCUGGUAAAAGCUGUUAUCUAAAAUUGAAUCAGAAAAAUAAAAUGGCUUAAAGAGAUUAAUAUAAUAAUAAAAACACAAUGAUUAGCAAGGUUAUUCCAAAUUACGCAAAGAACAUUAAGAAGGAGUAUAUUUUUAUAAUAGAUAUCAAUAAAAAAUGUGAAAAAUUUUUAAAUAAAAUAGACGAAGAAAAUGUUUUUAAUUCCCCACAAGCUAAAAAGCUUAUUAUUUAUUUUAAUAAAUUUUUAAUUUUUCAAGAACUUGGUCAUUUUAAGGAUAUUAGUAAUUAUUGUUUUGAAAAUGAAGAUGUUAAUUUUAUAGUGUAUUUAGAAAGAAAAUUAGAAGAAAAUAUGGAUUUAUUUUUUAAUCCAGUUAGUUUUAAGUUUGAAGAAGAAAAGUAUGAGAAUGAUGAAACAGGUUUCAAAUUAUUUUUUGAAAGUUUUGAAAAAUUUAAGGAUAAAAUAAAAGAAAAAGACAUAAAUUUAAUUUUUGAUAGUGAUAGCGAUUAAAUAUGUUUUAAUCUCAUAACAUUUUUUUUGUUAUGAGAUUUUUUUUAUCUAAACAUAAGAUAAAAAAUGUAUUGCUAUUGUAAAGAUGAGUUUGAUUGGUUGAUGAAAAUGAUAGAAAAAGGUAAUUGUUUUUCUAAAUGGGAAAAUAUCAGUAAAUUUAUAGAUGAUAGUUUUUUAGAAUUACGUUAUAUGAAAAAACGAUUUGGUUACUUAUUUUAUGAUGAAAAUAAAUAUAUCAAAAAAGUUAAUGGUCGUAAUGCUAUUUGUGUUAAUAAAGAGGACCAAUUUGUUUGUCGUAAACCUGAAGAACCAACAUUUCAUGGAAUUGAUGAAAACGAACCGGUGUUUAAUCCAGAUGGAAAAACCAAUAAAAAGCGUUAUCUUAAUGUCACCAUUCCUAUGGAAGACACAGAGCGUUAUGAGAUUAAGUAUUUAGAUGAAAUUGAUAGAGGAGAACCUUAUGUUACAAAUGGCGAUAAAUCACAAGACGAAGAAAUAAAAAAAACUAAAAAUAUUCUUAAAAAGAUUAAAUUGGUAAAUCCUGAAAUUUAUAACAGCGAUGAUUUUUAUGAUGUAUUAUAUUCAAAAGAGUUUGAUAACAUCGAACUUGAGAAAGACCAUAAAAAGUUUUAUGAACAAGUAAGGGAAAUUGUAUUAUGCGAAAAAAUUUAAAUGGUAAGAUUAAUAUUAGGAGAUUUUCCCAACAAGAAUAAUCUAAUCAAAAUAAUAAAAUGGAACCAAGAUCUAGAGAAACUACUCCUACAAAAGAGGAUUUGGAAUUUAUAGUUGAUGAUGGUUAUAGACAUGAUGUGGAUCCAGAUUAUGUUCCAGAUGAAAAAUAUCUUGUUAGUGGAAAAGAGUUUAAAAAGUUAACACAAAAUGCUAAAAAACUUGGUGCUGAAUCGCUUGAUUAUUCAAAACGAAAAAAUAACAAAUACAUGGUUACACUUUCAAGUGGAAAAAAAGUUCAUUUUGGAUCAACAAAAUAUGCUGAUUAUCUUACUCACAAAGACAAAGAUAGAAGAGAUAAAUAUCUUUCUAGAGCUACAAAGAUUAAGAAUAAACAAGGAGAAUUAACUUAUAAUAACCCAGAAUCUGCUGACUUUUGGUCCGUUCAUUUACUUUGGCCUAAAAAAUGAUUUAAAAAAUAAUUUAAUAAUUAUAAUAAAAGUGAAUUCAAAUAAGUGUAACAACGAAAUUUGUGCUGCAACUAGAUAUUAUCUUGAUGACGGCGAUAAAUUUAAUAGUUUAGAAAAAGAAUUAAGAAAAGUAUCUGGUAGUUUAUUUUCUUUAGAACAAGCAGUAAAAGAACUAAAAGAAAAAGUAAAUUUAUUAGUAAAGAAAAAUGAAAAGUUGGUUUAAGAAUAAAAAGGUUUUUUAAAAAAUGAAUCGCAAAAAAAUUUUAAAAGAUGGAAAGAAGUUUUAUAUUCAUCCUACUUUUUCUAAAUACUCCUCUUCAAAAGACGGUGAAAUUUUAAAUGUAAAAACUGGAAGAAUAUUAAAAAAAAAUUUGACUGAUCAGGGAUACUAUCAGUUUAGUAUCAGUGAUAAAAAUCUAUCCAAACCAAAGAAUUACUAUAUACAUAGGUUUGAAUGGGAAUGUAUUAAAGGUGAUAUUCCAGAAGGAUAUGUAGUUGACCAUUGUGAUUCUGUUAAAACAAAUAAUAAAAUUGAAAAUUUACAAUUACUAACUGUCUCAGAAAACAUCAGAAAAGGAAAUAAUAAACCAAUAAAAUCAUUUAAAAUCAAAAAUAACAAACAAAAAAAUUAUGAAAGUAUUACUUCUGCUUCACUCGAAUUAGAUAUUUCCUUUUCAAUUAUUUCUAAUAUUUGUAGAAAAGUAAAGUAUUACAAAACAGUGAUUUCCAAAAAAGAUGGGGAUAGAUACACAUUUGAAUUUUUAGAAAAAAAAGUUUAAAGAUUAAAUAAAUUUAUUUAAAAUGCAAUUGUCAAGUUACGAAAAUCUCACCCAAGACAAUAUUAUCUUUAAAGAAUCCAAAGAAUUUAAAGUAAAAGAUAGCAAAAUUAAAUACAAGCGUAUUCCAAUUGAAAUCAAAUAUUCGAAUGGAAAGAAAGGACCGCUUGUAAUCGAAACCCCAUUUCUUUUUAGCUUUGGUGUUAAUGAAAAGAAAAAUCAAGAAACAAAAAAGUUAGUAGGUUAUAGUAUCCCAGUAUGUCUUUGGGCUAAAGAUAGCGAACCAAAUAACAAAGAAAAAGCAUUUUUGGAAGUUAUUAAUAACGUAACAUCUCUUUCUCAACAAUAUUUAGAGAAUGAAUACGGUCCAGAUUUAGCUUCAUCUCUAACUUGUCCAUUAUAUUACAAACAGGAAGAAUACACUGAUAAAAAAGGAAAGAAGAAAACAAGAAAUGAUCCAUCAUCCGCACCAGUUUUUUAUGCGAAACUUAUUUACUCAGAAAAAUCAAAGAAAAUUUUAUCUUUGUUUAAGGGAAAGGGAGGUAAAGAUUUAAAUCCUUUUAAAUAUAUUGAUCAGUACUGUAAUGUUAAAUUGGCAUUGAUAAUUGAAGGAAUCUUCAUAAGUAAAACUGUGACAUCUUUACAAAUAAAAGUACAUGAGUGUUAUGUCAAACCACUCAAACCUAGAGAGUCUUUACUAACAAUUGAAGAGGAAGAUGAAGAGCAAAGCGAUAUUGAAGAGAUAAUUGAUCAAGUAGUCGAAGACUUAGUUAUUUCUGAUGAAGAAAACGAGUAAAUAACUAUUUUUAAUACGAAUUUCGUAUUAAAAAUCAACCAAAUCCUUAGAACUAACCCAUGAGUUAAAUUUAUCAGGAUAUCCACUCCAUUUUACUAAUGCCAUUUUUUUCUUAUUAUCUCGUCUGAUAAUCUUUUCUAUUCUAAAUGUUUGUUGUUUUGUUUUUUGUAAUUCUUGGUUGUAGAAAGAACCCUUAAUUUCUUCUCCCAUCAGAUCAACAAUGCUAUACGUAACAGGUUUUGUAGGUAAAACUUUAUCAAUUACGAAUAUUUCUUCUGUCCAGUUUGGUGUGUAGCCUUUAUCAAAUACCUUCCUCUUAUACUUAGAAAUUCUAACACGAUCACCAAUUGCAAACUUUGAUUUACCAGGUUUCAAGUAAAUAGAUUCACCAUACAAAUUAGACCAAACUUUACUUUCAUUUUUCUUUUUACUUGCUUCAACAGGAGUCAUUUUUAUACUAGAAUGUCUAGCGUUAUUGUAAUCAUCAACUAGUUUAUCUAUCUUAUCCCAGUAAAUAGUGUUGUUAUUCACAGUAAACAUCUUCCACAUUCUGUUUUUCAUUGUUUUAUUCCAUCUCUCAACAACACUAGAUUUCUCCUCGUUUUCAGUGUGAUACAACUUAAUACCCUUUCUUUUCAGAAAAUCUUUAAAAUGUUUGCUUAUAAAUUCGGAACCUUUAUCAGUCCAUAACAUUUGAGGUUUACGUUUACUUUUGAAUAUGUCAUCGAAUGCUUUACUAACAGUUUCGGUUUUUUUAUCUUUCAAUCCCCUAAUCCAUCCAUACUUGCUAAACACAUCAAUAACCAUCAACAGAUAUUUAAUUCCUUUAUUCCACUUACUAAACUUUUGCAUUUCAACUAAAUCAGCAGCCCAGAUAUCAUCAAUUCCGUUUGAGACUACUGAUCUCUUUUGAAAGUUUCUUGUGAUUGGUUUGUGAAGUUCGUCGGCUAAUUGUUGAGACCAAUCACUACUCAACGCCGACUCGCGUUUUUUUGAAUGCCAAGACCAAGUUUUUGUUUUGUAUUAAUCAAGAAUCUAGCAGUUGAGCCCCACUUUGGCAUUUCACCAUAUGGUAUCUCAUCCAAUGAUUGUACCAUCUCUCUAUCGCAAUCACCUUUGUUUCUUCCCAUGUCGUAACAAAUAUCGUGAUAAGCUGCAAUCUCAUCGACUUUGUUAUACGGUUUAACUUUCCACUCUGUCACUUUUCCGGUUUCAGGAUUAUAACUUAAUUGUUUGUCUAGAGGAUUGUAGGGACCCAUAUAUUUGUACGAACCUGGAGUCCAUCCUGCUUUUGGUUUUGGAAGUUUUCCAAUCCAUUUGUGAAUAUCUAUUCCUUUCCCAUCUAAUUCUGGUCUAUCAGUUUUAUACUUUUUAUUUGGUCUAACUUUUGUUGAUAGUUCAUCCAUUGCUGUUCCAACAGAAUCUUGAAUAAAUGGGGUGAGUUUAUUAAUCCCAUAAUUUACAGCUUUCUUCUGAAGAUUUUUAUUUCUCAUUAACUCGCUUGCUCCAUAUCUUCCCAUUUCAAAUGCUUUCUUUCCCAUCCAAGGUAAACCGUAAUGAACAAAUCCAUCAACUGCUGUACCAACAACAGUAUCGAAGACGCCCGCCCCUUCAGACGGGCUGAUUAGUUUUUUGACUUCUUUUUAGUUUUUCUUUUUCCACUUCCAGUUUGAGAAGCUGUUCCAGUUUUCACAUAUCUAACUUUUUUAAUUCCACAAACUGCACAAUGACAGAAGAAUUGAGUGCGCCCACGUUUAUCAGAUUGGUAACCACUUGGCUCUGUGCAAGGAGUUACUCUUUUAUCUUUAAUGCAAUAAGAUUCUUUCAUUUAAUAUAAUGUUUAGAUAAAAAAUAUGACUACUAGAUCUAAUUUUCUUAAAAGUGAACUUCAAAAGAUAUACGAUAACUUAAACAUGAGUUAUGAAUACGCUGAUUUUUCUAGAUUGGAAAACGAUACUAAAUUUAUAAAAGUAUUUGAGUUGCUUAUGGAAAUAAGUGAGAAAUCAAAUACGCUUAACAAAGUUGUAAAAGGAAACUAUCUAUUCUCAUAAAUAAAAUGGAAGCCAAAUUCUUUUCUGAGAUAGAGAAAAAGAUGGAUGUUAAAACAAUCAAGGAUUUCGAGAAAGAAGUAAGGACAAAAAUAUAUAAUGAGUUGGAGUCUCUUAGAAAGAAAAACGGCGAUCUUUCUAGAGUGCUAAUGGCUGGUGAAUGUCAGAUGUGGGAAAAAAUAAGAAAUGAGGAAUAUUCUUGGUUGCGACUAAAUAGUGAUAAAAAGAAGAAACUUUAUCGUCUUAUUGAUAUUUACUCAAAUUUUGUUGACAUAGUUGAUAGUGUUAAAGAUCUAAAUACAAAAGUUGAUAGGGUUAAACAGCUAAAGGAUACACCUGUGGAUAGUGAUUAAAAUAAGUUUAAAGACUAAAAAAAGUAAAGUAUAAAAAUGGGAGAUAGGUUUGUUAAAGAUUUUGAUUUAUCUUUUGAUAACCAGUUACUAGUUGAUUACGAGAUUGAAAUUCGAAAUGAAAUUAAAAGUCUUUUAGAUGAUGUUAAAAAAGAAAAUUAUUUAUUUUAUUUAGAAGUAAAUAGACAAGAAGCUAAAUUUUGGGUAGAAAUUAUAAAUAAAUAUAGUCAUUUUAUUAAGAAAGAAGAAGAAAAAUUUAAGAGGUUAAGUAAAAUUGUUUGCCAAUGUAAUUCUCUUUGUGAUGUUUGUGAUAAAAUUUCUAGUAUUUUAUUUGAUCUUAAAAGAAUUAAAUCCAAAUAAAAAACCUUUAUAGAUUAAAUAAACUAUUUUAUUUAAUCUUAAUAAUUUAAGAGAAAUAAGCCUUUAUAAAAUCGCUGUUAUCGUUAUCAAAAUGAGGGUUAUGUAUCACAUCUAGAAUACCUUUACCUUUUUGUCGUUCGAAUAAAUAAUAUAAACACCAAUAACCACAUAGAACAGUACUACGAUUUUGUAUUUCAUCUAUCGAGUAAACAAUAGGUUUUACAGAUCCCGUGUGAAAAUAAUCUAAUACUUCGUUUGGCAUUAUCAGUCCAAAUGGAUCGAAGUACUCAACCACUGAAUCCAGAUUUCUAUAACAAACCCAGUGUGUUCCAGGGCCUGUUAUAUCAUCCAGAUUAAUUAUUCCACAUUCUUUUCUAAUCUUUUUUGGUAAUCCAUCACGACUAUAUAUUCCUCUGAAAUGUUUAAUACCAAGUCUUUUUACCCAUUCCAUGAGGUCAAAGUUGGAUAGAGGUUUAAUUACAAAAUGGAGCUGAGAAUGGUUAAGGUCAAUUAUAGAAUUGUUCCUAGAAUGGGAAUUGAGUUGAAUGGGCUGUUUUUUCCUAAUAGUAGACCCUUGCCUUUGGACUUGGUCUUUUUUUUUUUAACUCCCAUUCCUAUAGGGUUUUCCCAUGUACCAAUAAAAGGUGGAGAGCGAUACGGAUAACCUUCUCCAUGUGUGGGAGGAACGUAAACAUUUGCUGUAUUAGAUGAAGCACGUCUGUCAACCUGAAGUCCUCCUCCAAGCAUCUUAGAUACCAAACUAAUUGCUAUUGGAAUACCAAUAGAAGCAAGUGUUCCCAAAAAUCCUCCUUCUAUCUGUUUACGAGUUGGUUUUAUAACUAAUUGACCGCCUGUUUUAUAAGCUUUGUUGAUUUGAUUUAUUUGUGAUUUGGUAAAUUCUCUUACAAGAGGUGGUAACAUUGGGAAAAACUGUGGGGGAAUUGUGAUUCCUUUUCCAAAUAUUUUAUUUAAUCCAAUUUCUCCAAGUGCAGUAGCAGCACCAGUUGCCAAUGCAGGAACAACUUUUGAAACUCCUUUUAUUGCGUAAGGUAGUACUUUUGCUCCAAGAGAUGCUAGUGAUGAAAAUAAGUUUCCUCCAUGUUUUACAGAACGUCUAAUCUGUGUUUUACUUAUCUUUAUAUCUGAUCCUGUGCCAUUUGCAAUAGAUUUUUUUAUUUUAUCAAUUUGUCUUUUUGUUAACAUUAACUCAUCGGAACCUUGAAGAUGAGAAUGUUUUAAUCGAAGAGUUAGUGGUGAUUGAUUUAUUAUCGCAGAAGCCAGUUUUGACUUUUGUCCAUCUGUAAGUGUUACUCCAUAUUCAAUAUAAGUAGUCAUUUUAUUUAUUUGAUGUUUAUAUUAAAUUUAAUCACUUAAUCUUUUUUUAUUUGUUUUCUCUCAGUUGGUGGUUAAGUUUUUUAAUUAGUUUGAAUGUUCUAGGUGUGAUAUAUUUAGAUUUUAUUUUCAAAAUCUAAAUAUUAUGUCAUAGUGACCUUCUAGAAGGUUAUUGUUUUAAAUCACGAGGUUAUCGUGUGAUUUUUUCAACCAAUCAAAUGAUUACACAACAUUUUCUACAAGUUGUAGAAAAUGUUGUGUAAUUAUAAAAUUCUGUGUAAUUAUAAAAUCUUGUGUAAAAUUCUAUGUAAUUAUAACAGUUCGUAUACAAAUUUGAUUAUGUCUUACACUUUGAAACAGUUGGAAGGACGCAGGUAUGUCUGAGAUUAAGCCCUAAGCAAUAGUUUUCCUCCUUGCUGUUCUAUUUCUGCCUCUCGCUCAUGAAGCACCAGAGCGUAAAUAUUAUAAUCAGCGUUUGGAUUAGCAGAUAGUUCGUAAUGAAACGAUAAUUUUGUAACUCCAUCUUUUAUAUCCAUUUUUUGUUUUGUAAGAUCAAAAUAAACAAAAGGAAACAAAGACUCAAAAUUUGUUCUAUUGAGAAGUGUUCCACCUUGAAAGUCAUUAUUUGCAUAUACGUAUGACAUUACUUCUCGAAACACUCUCGCUGGAUCUGUAGCUGGUUUAAAGUGAAUAUUAGGGUACUCAUUUCCAUUUCCAACCUCGAGAUAACAGCGAGAUAUAUUAGCAUUGUUUGGUAGGUUAAAAGUGUUGUACAGGAAUGGAUUUUCUGUUUGUGAACCAAUAUUGGCUGUGUUAAUUCCAAAAACAAAGACAUGACGUGGUUUUGAGAUAGCAUUUGUAAUUCUAAAAUGACCUGUUUGCUGUUGAGAGUUAUUUGAUCGCUCUACUACUUCAUUAAGAUACACCCAUUUGUAGGGCUUAAGAUAAUUUUCCAUGUAUAGUAUUUUUCCUUCUGAGUUAAAUGUUAAUCUUGGAACAAAUAGUUGAAAUCUUGUUAAUAUAACUCUACAAGCAUUACCUCCAGUUCGCCAGAUAAGAUUGUUAUCCAAUUCUAUUUCUAUAUUCAAUUCAAUUUUUGUAUUUGGAAGAAGUUUGUCCUCUAAUGAUUCAAAGAAAGAAUAUCUGUUAAGAGGAAUUUCACAUCGUACAGUUGCUGAGUCGCCUAAUAGUGCUUUUCUUACUGCAAAACCGUUGUUAUAAUUAGCUUCAACAUCAUCUAUCAUCAAUCCUGCUUCAUCAGCGUUAUUAACUGCAUUCCGUCUGUGAGUUACUUGCCUUUUUGUAAAUCUAUUUCUUUCAGCAUUUCUUGUUGUAUCAAGAUAGUAAAAUUCAUUUGUGGCAACACUCUCAACAUAAGAUGGAUUAUACUCAAGCAAAUUCUUAAUAUUUACCACAUGAUUAGCAUAGUUGCAACUGUAAACAUCUCUACCAUUUGCUAGGAUGGAUAACUUUUCUAUUAGAGAAUUACUUCCAUUUACUAUUCCCAUUUGAUCUCCAUCUGCAUCUAUAUCAGCUCCAGCAGCCAGCUGAUCAACUUCGAAAUCCACUGAAAAUCGUGCGUUAUACCAAUCAAAAGGAGUAUCUUCUCCUGUGUUAUCAGCAACAAAUCUAUGACCUGUUUUAAUUUGAUGAGCAUUAUUUCCAGGCGUGGCUAAAGCCUGUUCAAGGUCAAAAACAACAUCUUCAUAUCUUUCUAAAUAUUUUGGAUUUCUAAAAGACUUCAUUUUAUUUUAAUAAUUAUAUAAUUUUCUCUUACGUGUUGAACCUCCACUAAGAAUGGCAUUCACUCUUUUAUUUAUCUCUUGUUGAUUGUUUGGAAUUGUUUCGACAUUUUUAUUAAAAGUAACUUUUUUAUUAGAAUUUUUUUUGGUGGGUGGAUCUUUUGAUAACAUUUGAACUAUCUUAUCACCGGCCUUUUUACCAGCAUGUUCACCGGUUUUUGUUGCGGCUGUUGUUACCGCUUUUUCAACGCCUUUUUUAGCAGCUUUUUUCAUUGUUUUUCCAAAUAUUUUUUUACCAAACGAUUUAAACACAUCCAUUAUUCCUUCCCCAUAAAUAUGUUGUCUUGUAUAUCUACCCAAUUCAGGGUCAAGUUUCAUUUUAAACUCUGAUUGUCGCAUCAUUUUAUAUUAAUAAUUAUACAAAAAAGGGAAGGGGUUUUCCAAAAUUAACUUCAUUCUUAUAAAGGGAGGGGGGUGCAGGGGGAACCGUAGGUGCCCCCGCUUACAUUGAGUGAAGUAUCAAAGUCAUAAACCAAUCUAUACCGUUGAAAUUUACUGGUCUUCCAAUUGUGUCUGUCACAUAGACUCUCAUUUCAUCAAUGUGAUACGAUGAUAAAGGACAAUACAAUGGUCUUUUAGGUUCAAACGUAAAUGGAUAAGACCUUGUGAGAUUAUCGGUUGGUAUCACAGCUAUGGUAUUUGUAUUUAUUCCAUUUACAAUGCUAUCAGUUAUUGCUGUUGUGUUGAUAUUUAACACAUCAAUCGAAUUUGUGAUAUUUGGUAGUUUUGAUCCAUACUCUUUUUUUGUAAUAAGUUUCUUUUCAAAUCCAAUCAGGUCUCCAAAUUCUGUUCCUCUCAAAUCAAGUUGAUAGUUAUUACUAACUGAAAUUAAAAUUCGAUAGGUAGAUAGUAUAAAAGUUAGAUUGAUUGAAUACUCCUUUUCUCCUUUGGAGUCUGUUGAGUGAUGAGAAUUUUGAGCCAUAUAUUGAUGAAUGUAAUCAUUAAUAUCUGAGUAGGAAUACAUUCCAUCUACAAAAGUAAUUGUUUGCCAGGUUGAACCAUCAUGGGUGUAUUUGAUUUUAUUGUUGUCGUAAUCACUUCUAAUAUUGUACCAAGAGUAAGUCAUGGACAGCCGGUCAAGAGCAAGUUGAUGUCUCUUUUCAGGGUCGAGUUUCAAAGAAGGAUUAAAUUUGAUAGUAAAAUCACCGGGUCUGCUUGUUCCUCUUUUUUCCCUAUUUAUUGAGGAAAUGUGUAUAGCUCGUUCUUCCAUUUUUAUAUAAUUGGUAUAUAACUUUUUAGUAAAUCAUUUAGUUGUUUUUUUGAGAUUACUUUCAUUUGAUUGAGAAGAUGUGCUAUUUGAGAAAACUCGGGUAUUACACCAUUAUUUCCAGCAAGAAUUGAACCACCUAGUAAUUCAAGUCUGUCUAGAAGUUGAAGUGGGUUGUUAAAGUAAAUCAUUCCUUCUCCCAUUUGAUACUCAAGCGAACCUAAAUAAAGUUUAAGAAUGUUUUUGUAUUUAUGUAGAAAAUCUUUUUGCAUUUUAAUCCUUUCUAUUUCUUCUUUAUCUUCUUCUGUUUUAUGUUUUUUUCUAUUCAAACCAGCUAUUUCUCCUGUAAAAACUUUUACAUCAUUUUUUACUUCAUCAAGUAUUUCUUUAAGUCUUUCAGGGUUAGUAUCAAAAAAAUCAUUUGGCCUUGGAUAUUCCAUCAUUUUUAAUAUUUCUAAGUCAACAUUAUCAAGAUUUUUUUCAAUGUUAUAACGUGUAGGUGAUUUUGGUUUAGAUGAUGUUGGUUCUUCAUAAUCACCUUCCAAAGCUGGUAAUUCUCUCAUUUCAGCCAAUCUUAAAUUAGUUUCAUUAAUUUUUUCCAAUCCUGAUGUUAAUGCAAGUUGAUUAGCUUGAAGUUGUGCUAUAGUUGCGUUUUGCUGCUCAUCAAUACUUUUUUUAAUGCUAUCUUGAGAUUCAAUAAGAGGUUGAAAUGUUUCUUUAAAACCUUCCCUCAUAUUUUGUUUUUGCCAUUUUGUUAUUUUUAUUAUAUCUCUCACCUGUUGAGUUAAAGCGUCAGCUUCAAUUUUAUUUCUUGCAAGUUUUUUGUAUUCUUCAAUAUCCAUUUUAUAUAAUAAAUAGAUAAAUGGAAAUACCAAACUAUGAUAGUGUUGAUGAUCCAGAUAAAAAAUAUAAACAGCUAUUUCCUUUUAUGCCAGCGGAUACUUUUCGAAUGUUAAUUUGUGGAAACAGUGGAAGUGGUAAAACUAAUUUGCUUUAUCAUAUGUUAAUUAAACCACUAUUAUACUAUGAUGAGAUUUAUCUUUAUGCGCGUAAUCUAGAACAGGAUAAGUAUCAAAAGUUAAUUCAAAAAAUGAGGGAGUUGAGUAGUGAAAUGGGGUAUGAAAUACUUCAUGUAAGUAAUGAUGAAAUAAUUCCAGUGUCAGAUUUGGAUUACGAAGACAAUCAAAAACUUGUGAUAUUUGAUGAUUACGUUUGUGAUAAAAACCAGAGACAACUUAUUGAUUAUUUCAUCCAAGGAAGACAUAAGAAUUGCUCUGUAAUAUAUCUCAGUCAAUCAUUUUACAAAACUCCAAAGGAUAUUCGAUUAAAUUGUUCUCACUACUGUAUGUAUGAAUUUCCAUCAUCAAGGGAAGCAAAUCGCAUAUCAUCAGAAUUAGGAGUUGAUAAAGAGGUUUAUAAAUCAGCAACAAAAAAACCCUUUUCAUUUUUAUAUAUUGAUAAACCUAAAAAACGUAUUGCAAAAAACUUUACUAGUAAUCUAUAAAAAAAUAUAAUUAUUAUAUAAAAUGGGAAUAUUUAACGAACAAACUUUUGAUCAUCCUUUUGCUAAAGGAAUUCAGGGUGCUCCAGGAGUUGGAUUUAGUCUAACAGCAGAUGGAAAUUAUGAUAUUAAUAAAAAAAGACUUACAAAUGUUGGUGCACCUAGUAAUAAUACUGAUGCUGCUACAAAAAAAUAUGUUGAUGAUAAUUCUAGUGGAUCACAAACAACAACACGAUUAACAGUUGAUUCAAACAUUGAUAUGAAGGAUAGAUAUCGUAUUUUAAACCUUAUCACACCACAGGAUUCUAAAGAUCCAGCAACAAAAUAUUACGUAGACAACACAUUUCUUGACAGAGAUGGAUCUUACCCAAUGAAAGGAAAUCUUAAUAUGGAUAAUAAACAAAUAUUAAAUCUGCCAGCUCCAAUGGGUCCUAAACAACCAACACCAUUAGGUUUCACAGAUAUGAAGUAUCUCCACGUUGCUGGAACAAAUAAAAUGACUAAUAAUCUAAACAUGGAUAAUAAAAAAAUAAUUAACCUUAGACCACCAACAGACUCCACAGACGGUGCAACGAAAAAGUAUGUGGACGACUCAAUACCUGAUACUAGUUCUUUUAUAAAAAAGGAUGGAAGUGUUGCAAUGACUAGUAACCUAAAUCUUGGAAACAAAAAAAUAGUUGGUCUCGCAACUCCAGUGUCAAACACAGACGCCGCAACAAAGAAAUAUGUGGAUGAUAACACAGGUGCCCCAGAUUUGAGUGAUUACUUGGAAAAAGAUGGUACCGUCACUAUGACAGGAAACCUUAAUCUUGGUAAUAAUAAAAUAGUUAACCUCAGUGACCCCACCACAGAUCAACAAGCUGCUAAUCGCGGAUGGGUUCGUAAACAAAUAGAAAUGUUUGAUCAUCAUUCUGGAGAUGGAACAAGUGGUGUGUUUACUAUAACAGAUCCAGCUGCGCCAACGACUUUGUAUCUACAAUAUAUCUCAGGUUCAUCAUUUGAUGAUUUUGUUUUUACAACAUCAACACCUGGUCAACCUCUUGUAGGGUGGAAACCAACUGCUAACACAUACAUUAACAAAAUAGAAUUUCAAUUUGGUUCGCGAAAUAUAAACGUUGACUUUUUGUGGUUUAUUCCUAGAGAUGACUCUCAUUCCAAUUCUAAUUUUUGGGUAAGUGGAAAUCGCACUGGCACUUGGUCAUUAAAUAUUCACAAGUCUUGGAAUUAUAAUAUGUCAGGAGUAAAACUAAGAACCCAUAACAAUUCAAAUCACACAGCUAUCACUUGUCGGCUAUUCACUGAUCUACCAAAAGCAAUAACCAAACCACUUAAGAGAAUAGAAAUCAACACACCUAAAAUUGUAAUAAGUGGGGAUAUAAAAGCCGAUGUCAACCUUGGUGGUAAUAAAAUAAAGAAUCUGGGUGUACCAACCCAAGACAAUGAAGCAGUAAACAAAGGUUAUGUUGACAAUCUAGUUCAUCAUACCGCAGUUCAACCAAGUCAUUAUAAAGAUGAGUUUAGUUAUCUCAUGACAAGUGGGUCUCAAUGGACUGAUGAAAUAGAUGGAGGAGUUAGUUUUGUUAUAAAUAAGAUAGGAGACUUAUCUCCUUCUAAAGGUAAUUUUCAUGACUAUAACCACAAAGUAAUUUUCAUGACUAUAAACAAAAAUUCUGAAGGUAAAUAUAAAUAUAAGACGGGAAUUAAUUUUUACAGACUAACUGCAAAUACCGAAUACACACUAUGUUUGGAAAUACUCAACACUGAUUAUAAUCUUUGGAAUAAUACACAAAUAAGUGUUGACAAAGGAACUUCAAAAGGAUUAUCAAUUGGAAAUGUAAUUGUAAAAAAACUAUCCCAUAGAUAUACCGAUUCAAAUAAGCUAACAAAAGUUAUGUACUACCACAGAAUAAUAAUUAAUUUCCGGAAGUUGCCAUCUGGGAAUAAGUUCUUUAUUCACAUUUUGGUUGAUAUUCUUCGGGGUGGAUAUAACAUAUCUACGUAUCCGAGACUGUUUUCAGGAGUUUACAUCAUUGCUUAUGGAAUUGUGGGUACAUUUAGCAAUAUCGAUCCAGAUAAAGUUUACGACUAUCACACCGCAUUUGAUAUUAAACCAACAGAAGUGGUGUACAACGUUGAUAUAAAUGCAAAUCAAAAAGAAAUUAAAAAUAUCAAACUUGACCGACAAAAUGAUAAUAGUGCUGCAACAGUUGCAUUAGUAAAAGAACUAGCUCCUCACACUAAAAAUGCUUUGUAUAGAUUAUACUUUAGUGAUUUCUAUGACUUUGCUGAUGCGGAUACUUACGGAAUAAAUAUAGGCUCAUUUGGAGUUAUUAUUAAUUCUUUGAAACCUAAUAUAACACUACCUCAUAAUAAAGACCUAAGUGAAAUAUCAGAAAAAGGAUUACAUAUUAAUGGUUAUGAUAUUACUUUUUCUCCUUCACAUUCUUCGAAAUCUACUUUAUGUAUUGUUUUUAGUCAUUGGAGAAAUAGGAGUUUUACCCUAACUAAAUAUUUAUCAACAAACAAUAAUAUUUUAGUAAAAUUGGAUUAUAAUAAAUCAAACAAUAAAGUAACUUUAACUGUCAACAAAACAACUCAAAAUUUUACUACGCUAAGUAGUUUUAAUGGAAAAAUAAUUGUUUUAUGGCUAGCAGAAAAUCUUAGUGCAAAUGUCACAAAAGCUUCAAUAAGUAACUACAGCUCAACAUUAACUAUACCAGCUGUUAAUUACAAUGCUAAUCAACGUGGAAGUUUACAACUGAAGAUGGAGUGAUAUUAAGAUUAAUGUACUCUACAAACUUUUACGACAUCGGCUCUGAUCAAUAUCAUAAAGUAAUGCUUCAAGAAAAGUUAAAUGGAAGUUAUGUAAUUUAGAUAGGUGGUGUAGCCAAGGGAGGGGUAAUAUAAACAAAAGAAUAAAAUGAAGGAUAUCUUUGAAUUCAAUCACAUAGAUAAAUCUCUUUCAGAAUCAGAAGUUAAAACCCUCAAAGACUUUUAUAAACACUACCACAAGAAAUACUGGUGUUUUAAGAAAUCGUAUAAGAGUUAUAAAUUUCUUGAUGACGUUUUUACAAUAUCUGGGAUGUUUGGUUGCAAUAGGAACUAUUUCUGGUGGAAUAACCCUAAACCCUGUUGUUCUUGGAGUAGUAAAUGGAGCUGGAGUUAUUGUGACAGGAAUAGGAAAAAAAAAUAAUUAUAAGAGAAAAAUUGAGAUGACAAGAAUUGCAUUCACUAAUUAUGAAAAAGUACUUGUUGAACUGCGUGCAGCUCUUCGAGGAGAUGAGUGGAACAAAGAAGAGUUUGUUGAUCGCAUGAAGUUGGUAGAUGAAAUGAUAAUCGACCAAACACCUAUAGCAGAUAGAUUUGUUAGUAGGUAUAAAAAAAAGUUCGGACUAAGUAAACAGUGAUUUUAAUAUCAUUUUGAUAUUAAAAUCUAUCCUGUUUUGAGUGAUUUAUAACUAUCCCACCAAUUUUCAUAAUUAUUUAAAGUUUGUGGUGAAAUCUUAAGAUAAAUUAGUUUGCUCGCUUUGCUCGAUUCACCCCCCAUCUCAUCCAAAAGUUUUUUAAUUAAAUAUUUGAUACUUAUCAUUCUCUUUCUGUUGUAUUCUUUGUUUAGUAUUUCCAUGACGUGAUUGUCUAUUUCCAUUAACUUACUAUAAAGUUCGUUUUUUUGUUCGUUGGUUAGGUUUAUUCUUUUAGAAAUUUUAUUAACCUUUUUUUCAUAGUAAUACUUACGUUGAUAUACGCUCUUUUUUCGAUAAUGCAAUCUAUCAAAAUCUUUAUUAUCGUAAAAGCCUAAUACAUGUCCGUUUGCUACUCCACAUUCAUCACAAAUUUUAUAACCGCAAUCAAUGGUAAAAGAUGUUCUGUUUUCACAAGCACAACAUUUAGCUUUUAAAUUUGAUUCAUCUGAGGAAUUAAUACUAUAAUCACCCAAUAUUCCAAGAUAUUUCUUUACUUGGUCUUCUGUAUAUAACAUUUAUUAUUAAAUUUUAUUAAAUUCACCUAUCUUAAAGCUAUUGUUUUUACCUUACCCAAGAGAACUUCACGUUUAUCAUCUUCAUUACUUAGAGCUACUUUGUUAACUUCUUUUGAAUAUAUAUCAUGAUUUUCGCUUCUUAUUAUAUUCAUUUUUCUCAUUUGUUUUUUACCUAAAAAUAAACAUUGAACAUAGUCAUCAAAAUCUAAUUUCUUUUUCACAACAUUUUUCUUUAUUCCUUUACACUUUCUUACCUCUUUAUCCUCUUCUAUUUUAAAACUGUAAAGUUUAGGUCGUAAUCCAACAAAACAAGUUAUUUGUUUUCCUGCUACUUCAUCUUUAAACAUCCCAAUUACUUUUUUGUUAACUCCUGUCAAUAUUCCAGAUUCAUGAUUGGGAGGAUAAUCAGAAGUGUCAAACUUUUUUUUUAUAUCACGAGAUAUAUCUUUGUAAAAAUCAUCUGUGUAAAUCUGGUACAUAAGGCUAUCAGUAUCAGUAAACAAUAAUUCAGCUUUAUUUUUGUAUUUCUUUCUUAUGUAAUUAUAAUGAAAAUCAAACAUCAAUGUUUUUGAUAAAUCAAGAAUUGCUUGACCAACAUAUACUGGUUUGUCAAAAUAAACUUCGGUUUUUUUCAUAUGAACAGCUAUAAGAUUUUUAUCAAAUAUCGUAGCCCUAUCAAAGUUUGGACGACUUGUUAGUUUAGCAGCUUUCUUACAAUUAUCAACGAGUUCUAUAUUUUGUCUUUUUCGUAUAUUUUCUAUUGUUUUUCCAAACACAGAGUUAUUCAUAAGUUUGAAAAAGUCUUUCUCAAAACUAUUGGCUGAUGUUUUUCGAAGUUCAGUGUUUUUUCGUAUAUAUGGCUCCAUCCAUGGACUUUGGUAAAAAGAUAUUCCUCUAUGAACCGCAGUUAUUCUCAUUCCCAUUUCAAGAUAUUGUCUAAGAUUACGAUAAUGAACAACAUAGUUUUUUCUUUUUUUAAAAUGACAAAUUAGUUUUUCAACGCCAUUAACAAUCAUCUUCUCAGGUGCUAGAGGAUAGUCAUUAUGUGUUUCCCAUAGAUGCUUAGGGUAUACCAAAUCAACUUCAAAUAUAUAACCUUUUCUUCCACGAUUUGACAUACUAUGAUUUGUUUUUUCUAAAAUUUCCAUUAGUGACUCUUUUGUUAGGUUUCUCAUCCAUUUAAAUCCAUGUGUUGGAAGAUUUUGAGACAUCGCCCAACCAUAAAGAUUAUUCGCAUCUAGAUAUUGAAUAAAGGAGGUCUCCUCAUCAGGAUUAUAAGUUUUCAUGUAUUUGUUAUUAGCUUCUGCGUAUCUUUUCGAUAUAUGUGUUAUUCCACCACGAAUACCUUUUUCAAUCAUCAUUAACAUAUCAUAAUCAUGUAGUAACUGUAAUUCCUGCCCUGUUUCUUUGAGACAAGCAUCCCAAGCUAAACCUGGAGAUGUGUAAUAAUGCGCUGGAUCUAACUUGUAAUGUUUUAGACAAGUUUUUCUAAAGUUUUCAAAUACAUCUGACAAAAGUAGGACAUCAGACUUUAGGUAAAGAUCGUGAUAAUCUCUUAAUGAUUUACAUUUAAAAGUAUUCCACACAUUUAUUGCGUGUUGGUAAUCAUCUUCGGUUAUGUCUUCAUCAUUUAGUUUCGAAUAAAAUUCUUCUUUUGGUGGUAAUUGUGUUUCGGAUAGUUUUUCAAGUGAUGAAACAUAAUCAUAAGGAUAAACUCCCUUCCGAGUAAGAAGAUCUACAUUUUUCUUAAAUUCUCGUUUUGUAUUAUGAAAAUCAUCUGGUUGUAAAUUUGAAACAAGAUUAGCAAGUGAUGUUUGAAGAAACUUAAACGAAUCUAUGAAACGAAUUUCAAAAUAUAAAGACAUCAUUUGACCAGUUUUUUUAGACCUGUACUCAUCAACUUUAAUCUUUUUAGAAAAGGAUAUGUAUUUUUCCUCUGUUGAAGGAAUACAAUUUAAAUCUCCUGGUAAACUUGCGAGUUGUUUUAUAAACAAAUGAGCAUCAUAACCUUGAAGAUUAUGAAAUAUAACUGGAAGAACUAAAGGUUUCCUACAAUUAAGAUUACAACUGUUAUGAGCAGCACCUCGGUACUGACUCGUAAAAUGACAAUGAUCUCUAACUUUGUCUUCCAAUAAUUCUUUGUUACAAAUAUGACAAUAUUCCGAUUUGUCAAAUGAUUUUUGUUCUUCUUGGGUUAGUAUAAGAGAUUUUGGUUUACGAUAAAAAUCAUUAUAAAUUCCUCUAGUUGCUUCUGUUAGUUUUUCUACGAAUAUUUUUGCUAUAUCUUCGUCUUCUUCUGUUUUCGAAUAAACAAUUGGUUUGAUUUUUUUAUCAACCACACCUUUAAUAAAAAUACAAAAUCCUGAUGGUUCAUGUUUUUGGUAAUUGUAAUUAUAAGAAUCUUCUGGAUUAGGACAGCAAGUAUUCAUUGGUUUGGUAAAACACUCAAAAUCCGCAUAAGCUACAAAAGGAAUAGGAAGUUGUUUGUGAUGAUUUUUGAAAUGUAAAAUCGAUCCUGAUUUUGGCAUUUUCACAGAAACUGACUCGUUAUUCGAACAAUAUAAAAUAUGUUUUUGUAAUAAUUCUUCUUUUGUAAAAUGAGUAAAACAUCUCUUACAAAUAUGAAUUGGCUCAUUUGUUCUAUAAGUGAUUUGUGACCGAAAAAGACGAGAAAAGUUUUUAAUCAGAGAAUAAUGAUAUUUUCCAUUCUCUUCAUAAAGAAAUAAAUCUAUUGAUUUUUGAGGGUCGCGUAACGCCAUCCGAAGAGGAUAAAACUUAUUGUUGUGUGUAACUGAAAAUACAUUUAUACCUGGUAAAUCUGGAUUAAUAGAUUCAAAUUUAGUAAUGUCUCUGAUUUUAACUGGAAAAGUAAAUCCCUUAGGAAUAUUAAGCUCAUGCUCAUAUUGUUCUAAAUCUUUCAAACGACAAUCAUUCUUUUCUCUUGGAUGAAGAUAACGAAGUAUAGACCACAAAAAACAUUUAGAAUCUUUAUUUCGAAUACUAACAAUUGCUUUUUUUCUCAUAAUCCAAUCUGGAAGAGGAAUAUAAGAAGAACCUUUCAUUGGACUAAAUUUAACAGUAUGAAUUUCAAGUUGAAUAACUUCUUUAAAAUACCACCCACUACCAUUUUGUUGAUAAAUAUUAAUCUUUUCUGUGAUGUUACUGAUAAUUUUUUUAAGUAAAUCUUUUACAUCGGUUGAUUUGAGAUUAAUAUAAGUAUCUGAAUGAAAAUAUGCUUUGUCCUGAAUUUUAAUUAUAUGUUUAUCAUCGAAUUCCUCUUUUUCCAUCAUACAAACCAAAACAAACUUUACUUUGAUAUUUCGAUGAUUUCUAAUAAAAUCUUUAAGAAUAGUUAUUUUAUUUCCAAAAAACUCUAAGGGAGUAAUACCAGGUUCUCCCUUUAUUAUAUGUUUUUUAGCAAAUUCAUCUAAAGCUGAUUUUUCUUUUACAACUCCUUGAUUAUGCUCCUUAAUAGCUCUCUCAAGAGCCUCACGAAAAUAAGGAGGGGUAUCUUCUGGGAUUUCUUUAUUUUUAAUACAUUCUUGAAAAUACUCAUCGAAUGAUUUUAUCUUUUUGGGUUUUAAUUUCUUUUUCCAUUCUUUUUUGAUAUUAACACCUUUUUUUAUUUUUUCAUUGAGUUUAUCUACUUUUCUAAUAUCAUGAAUUAUUCUUUCUUUUUCAGUUAAUUCUUUGUAAUUAUCCUUAAUUAAUUGUUUCUUCUGGUUUAAUAUUUUUUUUAAUUCAGCCAAAGAUAAACUCUUGUAAUCUUUAUCAGUUAUAAGCGAUUUUUCAGCCAUUUCCCUUUAUAAUCUUAUUAUAUUAAUCUCUUUAAGCCAUUUUAUUUUUCUGAUUCAAUUUUAGAUAACAGCUUUUACCAGAAAAUAGUUGAUAACAGUGCUUAAUCGAGUAAUGACAUAAAUGAUCAGUAAAAAAAUGCAAUGAUAGAAAAUAACCAGAAAAAAGUACAAGACGUAAGACACAAAUUAAUUGAACAAUGAUAGAAGAUAAACUCAGAAAUUAAUUAAAAAAAGUACAAAAAUUUGUUAGUCUAAAUUCCGUCAUUGAAAUUUUGGGUGGGAUGACGGAAAUAAUUGAAUAAUGAUAGGGGAAAAGUACCAAGUGAGUGAGUACCAUGGCAUCAUUAUAUAACUACUUUAGUUCGCAAACAAUAACUCUGCUAGUGCAUCACGCUUUUUUUGUACAUUAAUUUUUUUUUGCUGUCGCUACGUGACUACGACUGGAUAUGGCCAAAUUUUAUUUUUUUCUGAGGACGGGAACGGCCAAAUUUUACCAUCUCUGUCUGAACUCUUCUUUAAAGAUACUGGGCGACUUGGGAUAACUACGAAAUGGUUUGAAAGGAUGCAGAGUUCUAUUUUUUAGCGAGAUUUUCAUGGAAGUGGCCGUUGUGGGAUCGUAAGGUCCAUAGUCUCGGCCCUUUGAAAGUUAAAAAGUAGCUAAUAAAAAAUUGUGGUAAACGUUUGCUGCUUCAUUUGUAGAAUUUGCUCGCGUAAAAUGGAAGUUAGGGCAACUUUAUUUACUCCCGAUUUUCUCUCCUAAAAUUCAAGCCUCGCCCUUUUCUUAGCCUGUGAACAGGCUCUCUGUUUGGUGAAAGGGUGAAAAAAUCGCGAGGAGAGCUGGGGAAGGGAAACAGAGAACCUGUUCACAGGCUACCCUUUUCUCGAUAUGCCCGUUCUCUUGUCAUUGCCAAUGCUACAUGCAAUACUGGUUGUUUACCAAUUACAAAAAGUUACCGGAAAAUCCGAUGGGGAGGUAAAUGUAACGUGACUUUUUGGGUCGUUCCAGCGGAAAAUUUCCGGGAGCAACGGAAAAUCUGAAAAGGUAAUCCUGUUAUUUCCAAACGGUAGUUCGUGUGUCAUUUCUUCAAAGCCAUUUUUGUUUCAGGCCCUCGCGUCCUUUUUUCGUGAAAUGGGACUGAUUUGUACAAAUGGAAAAAGCGAUUCUAGGACGAAAUAUACCAGUUUUGAAUUUUGCUUGUCAUUUGCCCAAACUGUGAACCGACCGGUUUGCCCAUGUAAAUGGCUAAACAAGUACUAUAUCUAAUGACUUUCUUUCCUUUUUACAGCCGCUGGUCCAAAUACCGCAGCUUACGGAGCUUCUAAACAUGCUCUUCAGGUAAAGCAAUGUUUACCUUUCCAUUUACAUCACAUGAUAACAAUAAGUUAAUGUAACAGAGCAUUUUAGAGGCUCAUUACAGGUCAACGAUUGAAGGGAACAACUCACACAGUUGUCAAUACUUAUGAGGGAACUUAAGCAACGACGACGAGGAUGUCGGUGAAAACGUCGCUAAAGAAAAUCAAUAUACGUCCUUUCAAACUUUUUCGCGUCUAUUUGGACCCGCUCAAUUGGUAAAAUAUAGGCGAUUUUCCUGGAGUUGAAUUAUUAAGGUUUUUAUCCCGGUUCAAAAAGAGAAAGGAAAAUUCGUCAUAGUUUGUUCAAGUCCUGUAUAAAACGUUGCAUUAGGAGGUUUCAGGUCGUAGUCGUGCAGUGGACGUCAAAGAAAUGUACUAAAAAGCUUUUUGUUCAUAAAACCAACUGGUUUUAGACGUUGUUGUUGUCGUUGUCGUCAUGGUUACUUAAGCUCCCUAAUCUUCAAGUAAAAGGAAGUAAUUUCAGGGAGGCAGCGUAGCCGAGCGGUUAGAACGUUAGACUUGUUAUCCGGAGGCCCAGAGUUCAAAUCGCCCCCUGACCACAAGCUGGAUUUGUUCUCGGUAGUGCCGAGCUCAAAUUCUCGGCCAAGUUUGAAAAGUAACCAACUGGUUCGUCUCCCACCAGUUGAGAUUCUUAACCAUGUUAUAUUCUUUUUGAAUCAUUUGUUUUAUUAUCCCUGAAAAGCCCUGUAUUAAAAAGGGGAGAGGAUAAUUAGGUCCUUAAAUUCAAACUUUAAAUUUCCAAGGCGUAACGAGGAAUAUGCUCUUUUUAUAAUAUGUAGGGCUAUUUCAACUCCCUACGCUCCGAAGUUCACAGUCAUAAUAUUGGCAUCACUUUGGUUUGCCCUGGUUUAGUUUAUUCCAACCUUUUAAGGAAUGCGCUGCGGGAAAAUACACAGGUAGGGACUUGCUAAAUGUCGUAUGAAUUAUUGUAAUUCUUAUGCACGUACAAGUGAAACCUCUAUUAAGUGGACACCUUCGGAACCUUCCCAAGUGUCCGCUUAAUGAAGGUUGUUCGUUUAAUAGAGGUUGCAAAAAUUGCGCAAUGUUUGUUAACGAUCAACAUUCAACAGUUACUCUGUACUGUGAUAAAGUUGCAUGUUGUUAAAGAAGCUAUCCAAGUUCAAGUUCAUUACCUUUCAUUACCAACUUUAAUUUUUUUGUAAAUGCAAAAACAUUAACUGACUUCAGUACGUGUUUCAAGGAGGUAAUCCAAUACUACUAUUGUCAAUUCAGUCCGGCGUCCGCUUAAUAGAGGUGUUUAACAAUAGAAAUUAGCUCAAUACAACUUAUUUUAGUGUCCGCGUCCGCUUAAUAAAGGUGUCCGCUGGAUAGGGGUUCGUUAUAAAGGGAAAUAUCAGACGUACGUUUCGGGGCCCAGCUUAGUGUCCGCUUAAUAGAGGGUGUCCGCUUAAUUGAGGGUCCGCUUAAUAGGGGUUUCACUGUAAUUUGUUUUCCGUCAUCGCCAUCGUCACCGUCACCGUCAUCAUCAUCAUCAACUUGAUCGCUAUCAUCAUCAUCAUCAUCACCAUCAUCAUCAUCACCAUCAUCAUCAUCAUCAUCAUCGUCAUCAUCAUCGUCAUCAUCAUCGUCAUCGUGUAGUAUGAAUUGUUAUUCUUUUAUGUGAAUUCUUCGUUUUGGUCAUCAUCAUUAUCGAUUUUGGGGCCAGUCUGGGGCAAAUGGUCCUGUUUCUUUUAUACCUGGUUGUAUAUUUGUAGUAAACGCGAGUGCUCUAAUAACAAGGUGAAAGUUAAACCUUUGCUCUUCAUUUCAGUAAUAGAUUUGAUAUGACAUGUAUUUCUAACUAUAAUUUCUCAUUACGUAUCGCUUACACGGCACUUCUUUAAUUUUUAAAAGGACAUUUUAAAGUCCCUUCUAGACACUUCCUUAUAACCAGUUUUCACUGUAGUAGGUAACGUCACGCAUGCAGGAACUCCGCUAUGUAUUUUGAUAGUUAUUUCCUUGUACUCGACAGACUCGUAAAGAUCGGCCAUUUCCUCCAACGACCAUCAAAACAGAAAGAUGUGUGAACCUCAUCACGAUAGCAAUGGUAAACGGUUUAAAUGAAGUAUGGAUUGCAAUUCCCAAGAGGAUGUUCGAGUUAUAUCUUGCACAGUAUUCGCCUUUCCUGUUCAAUUGGUAA
Molecule: messenger RNA, 27515 nt
Organism: Porites evermanni
Lineage: Eukaryota; Metazoa; Cnidaria; Anthozoa; Scleractinia; Poritidae
Source: the annotation of a GenBank genome assembly